CUUCCGCCGGCGUCCGUUUGCCCUCAGUGAAGAUGGCCGAGCGCGGCGCGGUGUGCCGGCGGCUGUGCUGAGGAUGCACCCUAAUGGCACACAGCACCAAGUUCCCAUGUACAGCUUGAAUAAUCAGCUCCAUACCUGGCUUCUCUUCAGAGCUCACAGUUUUUUGCCAAUACUUCUAAUCUGACACUUCACCAGAAGCACUUCUGAGCGUUUCUCAGUGGUUUUUUACCACAUAAACAGGGGUGAUAGGGCACUGCUAUUAUGUCCUGGGUACAAGUAGCAGUCAGCCAAUCCAGUGAGGAUAUAUUUGAUGAAGAUGCAGAUGAAAUGUAUCUACUACAGAAGGAAUGGAACAGCACUAUGAAAAAGAGAUUGAAGGAAGGCUAUAGGGAUGGAAUUGAGGCUGGGAAAGAACUUGCACUCCAGACAGGCUUUAAUCAAGGUUACAGACAUGGUGCUGAGCUGAUGAUUACAUGUGGCCAGUUCAAAGGAACCCUGAAUGCUCUCUUAUCCUGGUGUCAUUUUAAUGGACAUGAUUCUGCUCUAAGUAUGAUAAAUAAUCUUCUUGAUGUGGUUGGAAAGCAUGAAGAUGAUGUGCUUAAGUAUCUGAAUUCUACUGAAGAACAGCCACAUCUUGGACACAUUUUAGACUCGGUUCAGGACAUGGACCUUAAUCACACAGCUGGGACAGAGUACAGGGAAGUUAAAGAUGGAAAACACAACGAUUGUGGCAGCAGCUCCGGUGAAAACAUUUGUAGGAACAGUGGUGAGGUUGGUUCCUUGCAGUCUGAGUGCAGCAAGGCAAACCUCUGCACAGAUCCUGAAAAGUCAACCCUUGCUUGGGUUAAAAUGCAGACUGUUUGGUUAGUAGAGCAACUGGGCUUAUCACUGGAUGUACUCCAUCAUGUCCAGCAACUGGAACAUUAGUUUUUCUGUCUCAUGGUACUUAAAACUAUCACAGUGGAUUUUGAUUCUUAGUUUGUGGGCCAUGUACAGCCUGAUGCAUCACUUUUGCUUUAGGAAAAUCUAAUUUGGAUGCUUUAUAGUAGAAGUCAUUUUUGUAAAUCCUCGCCAUGAUUUUGGCUCUGGGCAAAACCCUUCACUUCCAACCUUAAAGGUAACAUUCACAGAAAGGGGCAGUGACUUUAAAGCUUUACAAAGAGUUACUAAAUAUGUUUCUGUUUUGCGUCAGGAGAUCCCAUUUCACCCUUAUUUUUUUCUUGGCAGUAGCUUGGAAAUGAAGUGGGUCCCUCUAAAUUGGGGAUUAAAUAGCCCCUCUAAAUUAGUCCCCUGCAAUAUCAAAAGAAUAACUGCUCAGUGCUACGGAAAUGGUCGGUGUUUUUGCAGAAUAAGCUGCUGUUGAUGAUAUGCUGUGUGCAAAAUAGAACAUGAUAUGCUGCUAAUUCCUAGACUGCUGUGACUCUAGUCACUUUUUGUCAAAUUCUGUGUUAUCUUUUCUACCCAUGAUGCAAUGCACUUUCAUGGUUAAAAACUAUUUUUCCCUCCUUGUAUAGUUAUAUUUGUCACUUUUGCUGAAAACAUACCAUUUUCCUCAAAUACAGAAUUGCUGACAAUUCAUUGUUUUACUUCUAGACAUCUACUCUUACCAUGUCAGACCACACUAAACAUGCUUCCAGUCUAAUGAACAUCCUUUUGUUAUUUUUGUAUUUAUUUUGUCAGUCCAUCUAGCCUGAACUCUUUCCCGCAUUCCAAUAAUGUUUUUCUCAAACUCUUCAAGGAAGCCAAGGAAGCCAAGCUUAUUCACUACCUCUUAGAAACACAUCAGCCACACAUGCCUAUUUCUGAUCAUUUUGUAUUUCUGUAACUAUUCUAUAUUUGACUUGCUUUCCCAUUGCUUCCCUUCACUGUAGCUGUAAAUUGCUCUGUUCAGGAAGUUUUUUCUUUGUAAAUGCCUCUGUUUUACAUUAAUUAAACUGAUUCAUAGUAAGUUCCCAGCUUACUUGUUGGAAGUUUCCUGGAACUCGUUCAUAUUGGAGACAAAGGAACAUAGGCAAAGUAAGAUUUUGAACAGUAAACUGUAAUUAAAAAAAAAAACCAAAACACACGCACAAAGCCAUUUCAUACUUAAAGGCAGAAAAAAUUGAAGGCAAAAAUUCUUUGAUUUUCAGAGCCUAAGUUUAUACAACAUUCUUACUAAAGACUCCGUUACCCUGUCAGAGUUGACAGACUGUAAUUUUGGUUUCCUUUCAGUACCACUUCUGCUUUAGGGGUAAGCAGAACUGCAGUUCAGAGUCUUAGAUUGAAUGCAUUUAUGAAAUAGUGGACAGAGAGGGAUGUCUGCAUUAAUUGUGUAUAUACAAAAAUCGUUCAAGUGACUUUUUUCAAUUUAUUUAGCAUAAUAUUGACAUGGAUAAACAUUACUUUUCUUCAAAUGCCUGCAUUGUGUUAUAGACUGUAUCAUGCUAAACACAGAUUUCUUCCAUAUUCUGGUAGAAUGUGGUGCAGAAAGUAUUGGAAUAUAUAUAUAAUUUUCCUAACUAAUUUUUAAUUAGUUGUUUUAACUAAUUGUAAGCAGUGCCCACUUUUAGCCAACACCAGUUAAGUUUCUUCACAGACCUACUUUGAUCAUUAAAUCACUGAAAUCUUGAGUUUGUUAAAACUAAGCCUGACUAUCUUCAAUGAACAAAGCAAAGGAAUUUGAAGAUUGGGCAUCUGGGAUCUUAAAUUUAUGGCCCUUCAAGGACAUUAGAGUAACCAGAAGAUAUGGAGAAGAUUAAGGCCUGGAAAGUUGGAGAAAAAGAUAAAAGAAGGAAUAAAGGGUGUGGACCAGAUUAGCAUGAAGAGAAAUAAAUAAAUAACUAAUAGGGGGUGGAAUAUUAAUUAAUGAAGAGAAUUAUGUAAAUUAAACCAAUGAACAUUGAUGUCUUUGUUUGCAAGAAAUGCAUAAAUAAGCAAAAUGUUUUGUAUCGGGAUCAGCAUUGAGGCUGGAACUUUGUCAGGAACACAUAUCUCUUGACCAAGAAUAAAGUAAUGCCUUACCUUCUAACAAUAAAAAAGACAGUGUUAGAGGUAAUCUUGUUUAUCACUAUGAUUUUUUAGGUUUUCAGUAACAAGACAAAAUAAAGGUUAAUAGAGCAGUGUUAGACUUUACAGAUUUGGAUGUUUUAAAAUGCAGAUUCAAGGGAAUUACUUUCCCAUAUUUAAAAGUUUGCAAAGAGGAGAUACCAUUCACAAAUUACUAAGUAGGCUUCAUUUUUGUUCAUAAAACCAUCAUGUUUUUUGUCUAUUACAUCAGCUUCUAUACUAGCUUACUUUCCUCCACAAGGUUUCAGUGCAUAGUGAGGGGUUACUUUUUUUCCAUGUUAUCACCCAGAGUUUCCAGUUUGGCUGUAGAGAGAUUUUCUUCUGUACUCUCUGUAUCAUUUGGCUUAUCUUUCACUGCCCAGUCUUGCUGACCAGCACCAGAAGGGCUUUCUUUGAGACUGUCAGAAUCUGUAGUUUGCUCCAGUUGUGGUCCAGGUUGUUCUGUGUCCAUAUCUUGUGUUUCACUGUCAGCUUUCACCUUGGCAGCGUUCCUGAAAACAGCUCUCAUGACAACUGGGACUGACAUGCAACUGAAGAAGGAAAUGACACAUUAGUCACUAUUAUGGACAUUAUACAAUGUUCUUUAAAGUACUUCUGUUUUUUAAACUGUGGCUGACCCCUGAAUGAAAACCAGCAUUAACUCCUUUCUGGUUUUGUCUUGUGCAACCUGGUGUUACUUUGUAGCCAUAAUACAAACUGCAUGUGCUGUACCAGAAAUAUAUGUUGACACACAAAUUUAGUGCUGAGUCUUUGAAGUUAGGUGUGCACAGAAGCUUUGACUGAAAUAGUGGGAGGUCUUUCAGUCUGGUCAAUCUGGUCAACAAAAAAAGUCAUAAGGGUACUUCUAGUGAAAACCAAAACUAAGAAUAUUGAAAUAUAUUAAUUCUUCUUGAGUUUUAUAAUUGUAACCUUCAUGUUUUGUGUAACACAGGUACAGAAGGUAUCUUUUCUAAAACAUUGUCUUAUACUGGAGGAGUCUUUUCCCCACUCUUAACCUGGUUCCAAAAAUAGUACCUUGUUUAAAUUCAGGUUCAAAAUCCAACCUGCAUUGGUUUUGUUGUCAUCAAACAGAUAAUAGAUGUGUACUAGCUUAUGCCAAACCACUUAGUGCUCUUAGACUGUUCUGAAUCAGUUUGUCUAGCCUAUGUUCAUGUAUCACAACAACUCAGUCUCUUGGAAUUUGUUCAGAAAACAAGCCAGAGUCAGUGUUGUAGACAUGCCAUAUACAACUCACUUCCUGAAGAGAAGCACUGAUUGCUGUUAGGCAGAUGUGUAAAAAGACCUUUCCAUGCUAUUGGAAGUUACACUAGUCAUGAGACUGUCAUCAGCUAGAGUCUUCAGAAAAGCAUCUUCAUAAAAGGUAAAACUCUUUACUCAAUAGUCUUUCCUUACUUCCACAUGCUUUCUACUAGAAAUACUUCAUCGCUGUUAAUGUUUAAAAUUUUUGAAAGAGAUACUUAUGACACUGAAAUAACUUAUUCCCAUUAUUGUAUUACAGCAUUUUACUAAAGUGAAGUUUUCCAGUUGCUGAGUUCAUGGCAUUACAAAUGCACAUGAUAUUUCCAUUUGAUGGACAUCUGUUGGGAAAUAAAAGUACGUACCGUUUCACAACUCUUGCUAUGAAGUCAUCAGUAGAAUUUAGAGUUGGAUCUUGAGGAUUUAAAUGAAGGUGACAUUGGACUUCUCUACAGCUUAUAACAUCAAUUACCACUAAGGAGGAACAGAACAAGAAAAAUCUUUGGUUUGAAAUACUUACAAACAUCAAAAACCAUCCUUUCAUUUUGAUGCUUGAAGAGAUGUAAGACUGAAGACCGUGGAAAGAGGUUUGCAGCAAUAUAUUUGCAUGACUUGCUUUUCCUUAAUAUAUUUAAUCAGAAAUAGUGGAAAUUACAAUUUAUUAAUUAAAUGCAGGCCAAGACUUUAAUAUUUGCAUUUACCUUCUGUAUUAUUCAGAGUACAAAACACCUUCUAGUAAGCAGUUUAUACACAAGUGCAUGCACUUGGUGUUUUUCCUGGGCUGAACACUGUUGAGUGGCCCUUAGACUGUUUGUAACCGAGAAACAUAGUGCAAGAGCCUAGUUCGAACCAAGUCUCCUGUCAGCUCAGUAAAGAGGACAGUAGCAAUUAUUCCACACAUACCACAGGCUAAAUUCUCUUUCACAGGAUGAAGGAAAAAGACAGAAAAGCUGGUUUUCUUGUGUGGUACCACUUCAAAGUAAAGAAGUUCUGAAUCAUCUAAAAAUAAAAAUACUGUUUAGUGAUAUCCACCAUUGAAGCUGGGUUCUUUUUGGCUGAAUUACAUGCCAGAAUUUUAAAAAUACUGAUACAAUAGUCUAAUUUUUCAUUACUUUGACAGCUUCAUUUGUGUACAUAGAAUGAGCAUAGAACUUUUUUAAAAAUCAAUACAGUGUUAAGAUUUUUUUAUCAUUUACUGUACUCCACAAGUAAUGACAGUUUUGGCAAGGGAGUAGUAAAAUCUGUCAACACCCAAUUUAGAAACUAGUUUGUCUCUAAUACUAUGCCAUCACUUCCAGCCACACAAUUUACCUUCAUUUAUAUGCUUCUCAGAGACACAGCUGCUAAUAAGAGUGUUAUAUGCCACUUGAUGUCGAAGAAUCUCUAUUACACCAGGCACACACUUUGGAUGGCUAAAUGGGAUUUUACUGACCAAGGCUCCUGCUAAAACUGAUUUUUCUGAGCCCUUGUUUAUGAAGUAACAGUGCUUUGGAUGAUCUGGAAGAGACUAAGCAACAAAUAAUGGUGAUGUUUCAAGGACUGAAAACAGGAAAGUAAAGUUUGAUGUUAUCAGGCAAUUGUACAAUCUACAACAAAAAUAUUUUUGAAAGAUACAUUUCUAGCACAUCCAUGGUACCUAUGCAUUUCUAGUAGAAUCCUUAGUGGAAGCUAAAUGAGAUCCACUCUCCCUCCCAAAUACAUCCAAAUUAGGCAAAUAUACCCAGAGCCAAGUGGUCAGGAGUUCAAGUGUCAUCAGUUCUUCCAAAUACUUUUCAGAGCCGUAUAGGCUAUAAAAAUGUUAGUGACCAAAAUAAUAAUAUCAGUAAUGCUGCUUGACAGUUGCACAAACAGGAUAGCAGUUUUGCUGGAAAUCUCUUCUGGACAUCAGAUGUUGUGCCAACCUCCAUCACUACUACUUUUUCUUUGGAGAGAUAAGUUUGGCUGGAAUAUCUCCUGAUGAUUCACUUGAAGAUGAGGAGGAAAUAGAAAAAUUUACCACCUGUCCAUGUUAACAGUAAUUCUGUGACAAAAUUAGAAAUGGAGUAUGGUUUUAUCUACUUCAGGAUGCCAACUGGAAUGUCCCCUUAAGAACAGGGCAGGACAGUUAAUGAGGAGGACCUACAUUAACAAAGGCUGAAGAGCUUUUCCUUGUGUGUUCAUGGAUCAAACAUAUUUUCCCUACACCCAUUUCAAGGUUAGAAUGCAAUUUAGUAAUUCUAGAAAUAAAAUCUUUAAACUCAGAAGUAAAACCUCCCACCAAGUACAAAUAUUCUAGGGAAUUGUUGAAAAGUUACAGAGCCUUUCAUGUACAUCUAAUAGAACUGAAAGAUUAAUUCCAUCUUACAGAAGAGCUAUGCCAAACAUUAUUUUAUCAUGGUGUAAAUUUACUACUACCUUCUGUACCACCACCUCAAGGUCCAAGAACUAAGCAGGCAAUGAGCUCUACUGCUAGUAGAACAGAAAAAAAGUACCCUCUUCUUUUGCUGCCAUGAAUUGCAAAAUUAAUGUUUCCUAGCAAAAAAAAGUAUACCUUUGAAGCUUGUCGCAUAGUUGCCCUGUACAUAAAUCUGGCAGAAAGAAUCUUAGCCACAACUUUCUGUUCUAAAACUUUACAUCCAAUGCAGCCUAAGCAACUGUAUUUCAAUAAUGCAGUUAUUAAAAGGGAAGCCUUCUUCAAACAACUUUGUCUCUAGUUGGCAUCACUGUUGUAACACUUUAUAUUUUUCUUCCUGCUAGUCCCUUUAAGAGGAAUCAAUAGUCCCACUGUUACCUAAUUAAGAAACCCCUUUUGUUAAAACAGUGUGACAUGCAGCAUGAUAAAGAUCUUCAAAAAUCUACGGAAGUACCUUCUUGGGACUUGCUCCUCACACCAGUCAACAAGUUUCCUUCUUUUUAAGGCAUUAAUGAUAAAGUUCUGAGCAAUUUUUAGAAGAGUAAAUAUUUGGGUUACACACAGACAAAUUAGUGUGACUUCAGCAGCCAAGCACACAGUGUUUUAUUAAUGAGCAUGAGAAGCUCACUAACAUGAAAGGCUCUAAUACUGCUUCGUAAAUUGAGCUAUUUCCUAAAGAGCACUUUUGUUGGGAUUCUGGGAAACCUACAUUGCUUGCUUAUGGGGAAAUGGUAAUUCAGUAUAUAUACCUUGCACAACAGCACAGUGUGUAUCAGAUGCACACUAUACUUACCACAAAGAAACAAGAUUUAUUUGUAGACAAGUCUUCACUGCAUUUUUCUUUAAGAGUAGACAGAACAAUUAGCUCAUACAGUGGAGCUAGUUUCAAGCCAGAAAUCUGAAUUCCUGAAACCAGGUCAUUAUUUUUAUUAGCAAUUAGGUUAAGACAGUAGGUUGUGAAAGCUACUAUUAAAAACAAACACAAUAUUUUGAAAAGACAAAAAUACUGAUUUGCUUUCUUAUUCCCCUUUUUUGCUCUUGGGAAUUUGAGGCAGAGUGUUUAACUUUGCCUUUGUCACAUCUUUCUUAGAAUUUUUGUGUUUUGCACUGGUUGUUACACUUGGACUGGUAGAACAGAAUAUGUUCUGCCCAAGAAGCAACUUUUUCUUGCAACUUUAACAUGGGGAAGCAAAAAGCAAAUAAGCAAUGCAUAGUCACGGAAGUACUUAGUCUUAAAAAUCAAUUAUAACAUGCCUGUGAGCUUCUGUAUCUCUUCAAUACUGGAUGAAGACAUUGCAACAGGCUGAUGAAACUUCAGAACAAAAUGAGCUGGCAAAUCCAUGCUGAGUUCAUCAGUCAGUUGCAAAAAAUCAGGGUUGCUAGGAAAAAAAUUGUCAGAAUGAAAGGUUUUUUACAGAAAUUGCCAUAACAAGGACUCUAAAUGC
Messenger RNA from Camarhynchus parvulus, 8118 nucleotides. It is a transcript of the gene YAE1, whose product is annotated as YAE1 maturation factor of ABCE1. The coding region runs from base 262 to 927 and encodes 221 amino acids. The record is from RefSeq and is a predicted model, not a curated record. The transcript has 4 exons. Lineage: Eukaryota; Metazoa; Chordata; Aves; Passeriformes; Thraupidae.